CAKAGGCGCGAUUUCGCUGACAAAUUAUGAACACGUAUAACAGUCAUAUCUACCUGAGUCUUGUUCUAUGCUUAUAACCCCAAACUUUCCUGUCAAUUAAUGCAAGUUCAAAAUUAAGUAAUAAACAGAGCAAAUUGAGAGAAAAUGUUAAUGCUUGCCGGUCUACUGGUUUGCUUGAUUCAUCCCAUUCUCAGCCAAUCGAUAUCUUUCCAGAGUAGUUUAGAGAACGAUGGCUCAGUCCUGAUCAAAGUCCAACAUGCUUUGAAUGGAGGCCCCCAUCCUGUGUAUACUGAGCGGGGCAAUAUCACGGUCCAGAGCCUGCGACUACGGCAGGCGAUUGUAAGCCAGAAGCCCUUAUCUAAGGCAGAGCAGCUUCAGAUUCAGAAACUGGCCGAAUCAAACGAACUCUACAAAACCAGGAUCACAGUAGUCGCUAAUGAUGGCACUGAAAGAACAUUCAUUUCCGCUGUGAAAGCAUGUAUGUUGGCUGAAUCUGAACUGGACGAUAGAUUCUCAGUUUCACUCGAUUACUCAGGGCGAGUUGUAGGAGUCACUAAUGUAAUCGCCUCGAAGUCUGCAUGCGAAGGGGCAUCCGCCCCUUUGGAUAAACUGAAGGAAUUCACCACAAAUGUCUAUGUAAGACACACGGAAGUUGGUGCGAUUCCGGAUACCGCCUCAUUCGUGCAGAAAAUUGAGCGAGAACGGGAGGCCCAGGAGAAAGGCGAAGUGAAGGACAACAGAUCGUUUUUGGCAAAAUAUUGGAUGUACAUCGUUCCAGUGGUGAUUGUUAUGGUAAUCUCUUCGGCUAGCAACCCUGAAGGCCAAGGUGGAGGCCAACAGUAAAAUACUAUUUAUAACAUUAUUUAUUGCAAUAAAUAAAACAUGUGGAACACAUGCAAUAAUACCAAAGAAA
Messenger RNA from Dendroctonus ponderosae (mountain pine beetle), 913 nucleotides. RefSeq names its product ER membrane protein complex subunit 10 (gene EMC10). NCBI's taxonomy places the organism in Eukaryota, Metazoa, Arthropoda, Insecta, Coleoptera, Curculionidae. The record is from RefSeq and is a predicted model, not a curated record. The transcript is spliced from 6 exons. The coding region runs from base 145 to 843 and encodes 232 amino acids. Gene Ontology annotation, cellular component: EMC complex.